UUUGGAAUAUUUUUCGUAGGCUGGCGGAUUGGUGAUGGCGAUACAGCUCAAUCGUAUGCUAGAAUUGCUCCGCUGGUUUUACAAUAAUUUGUCGGAUAAACCACAAUUCAUAUAAUCAAUCAUCAUCGAGUUGUGUGUUGAAUUUGAUCACGCCUUCAUCUCGCUCCAAUUCAACGAGAUCAGGAAGAGAGAGCAAUGGAGAAGAUCUCAAACACUGACGCUGUAAACGGAGAGCUUAACGAUGGAAAAGACGCUACUAACGAUGCCUCGGUCUGUGGUUACGACUCGCUUCAUCAACUCCUUGCCGCAAAUCUCAAACCUCAGAUAUUCCAGGAAGUUAGCCGGUUGCUAUUAGGGCUUAACUGUGGAAAGCCGCUUCAAACUGUUCCUCUUGCAGAGCCUGUGAAGAGUCUUUCUCUAAAGCAUGAUUUUGACCUCCAGGCUUUCCGCUUUAUUGCUGACAAGGAAUCAGUGAGAGUACCUCGAAUAGUAAGGGUGGGUCUUAUCCAAAAUUCUAUUGCUCUUCCAACAACUUCCCCCUUUUCAGACCAAAAGAGGGCUAUUCUUGAGAAAGUAAAGCCAAUUAUUGAUGCAGCAGGUGCUUCUGGAGUCAACAUAUUAUGCUUGCAAGAAGCAUGGAUGAUGCCAUUUGCUUUUUGUACCCGUGAGAAGCGGUGGUGUGAAUUUGCAGAGCCAAUUGAUGGGGAAUCGACAAGGUUUCUUCAGGAUCUUGCAUUAAAAUACAACAUGGUCAUUGUAAGUUCCAUUCUUGAGAGAGAUGUUAGUCAUGGAGAAACUUUGUGGAAUACUGCUGUUGUUAUUGGAAAUCAUGGAAACAUAAUUGGCAAGCAUCGCAAGAACCAUAUACCAAGAGUUGGCGACUUUAAUGAGAGCACGUACUACAUGGAAGGAAACACCGGGCAUCCCGUGUUCGAGACAGCCUAUGGUAAAAUUGCGAUAAAUAUAUGCUAUGGGAGGCACCACCCUUUAAACUGGUUAGCUUUCGGCUUAAAUGGAGCUGAGAUAGUUUUCAACCCUUCUGCAACUGUUGGUGAACUCAGUGAACCAAUGUGGCCUAUUGAGGCCCGAAAUGCUGCAAUAGCAAAUAGUUAUUUCGUUGGAUCGAUCAAUCGUGUAGGGACGGAGACAUUCCCGAACCCUUUCACUUCGGGGGACGGGAAACCGCAGCAUACAGAUUUUGGUCACUUCUAUGGGUCCAGCCAUUUCUCAGCACCAGAUGCAUCUUGCACUCCCUCACUCUCCCGUUCCCGAGAUGGUUUAUUAAUCUCAGACAUGGAUCUUAACUUGUGUAGGCAGCUGAAAGACAAAUGGGGAUUCCGAAUGACUGCUCGGUACGAGAUGUAUGCCGAAACGCUUGCUCGGUAUCUAAAGCCCGAGUUUGAGCCUCAAGUCAUCUCUGAUCCUUUGUUGCACAAGAAGGCUUCUUGAAGGAAGUACGAUCACUUGGAAAGACCGGAAAAGAAGCCUAUAUGUAAGUUGAACAAGUAAGUUCACUUUCCCUUAUGUUUGUAAGCUUUUCUCAUAAUUUACAUGUUUAUGUAAGCUUUGAACAUGUGACUCUUUGUUUUAAGCAAAUGUCGCCUUGCAAAGUGUAGUUUAGAUAUACACAAUCAAGCAGCGGAGUGAUAAGAACUUUCAAUGAAUUUAGAUUGC
This is a messenger RNA of Cucurbita moschata (crookneck pumpkin), 1674 nucleotides long. RefSeq names its product beta-ureidopropionase. The coding region runs from base 196 to 1449 and encodes 417 amino acids. The transcript is spliced from 6 exons. Gene Ontology annotation, molecular function: beta-ureidopropionase activity. The record is from RefSeq and is a predicted model, not a curated record. NCBI's taxonomy places the organism in Eukaryota, Viridiplantae, Streptophyta, Magnoliopsida, Cucurbitales, Cucurbitaceae.